Molecule: messenger RNA, 1912 nt
Organism: Abrus precatorius (Indian licorice)
Lineage: Eukaryota; Viridiplantae; Streptophyta; Magnoliopsida; Fabales; Fabaceae
Product: laccase-4-like
Exons: 6
Coding region: 54-1718 (554 amino acids)
Biological process (GO): lignin catabolic process
Cellular component (GO): apoplast
Molecular function (GO): hydroquinone:oxygen oxidoreductase activity; copper ion binding
Source: RefSeq, a predicted model, not a curated record
CAAGGGCCAAGGAAGAAUUGAAGAACACACAAAAUUAUCAAUUGCUGAAAAGAAUGGAGCCACGCCUUGUGGCAAUAUUUUUGUUGGCUCUUUCAUUCUCACCAUUUGUUCAAUCCUUGGUGCGUCAUUACAAGUUUAAUAUGGUCAUGAAGAAUACCACAAAGCUUUGCUCCACAAAAUCAUUUGUAACAGUCAAUGGACAAUGCCCAGGCCCAACUCUCUAUGCAAGAGAGGAUGAUACUGUAAUUGUAAAGGUCACUAACCAUGUUAAGUACAAUGUUACAAUCCACUGGCAUGGAAUCAAACAGCUUCGAAGUGGUUGGUCAGAUGGCCCAGCAUAUGUGACACAAUGUCCAAUCCAGCCAGGCCAGAGUUUUGUCUACAACUUUACCAUCACAGGUCAAAGAGGCACACUUCUCUGGCAUGCACAUAUCACUUGGCUGAGGGCCACGGUGUAUGGUGGUUUUGUCAUUUUGCCUAAACUAGGAAUUUCUUAUCCAUUUCCUAAACCUGACAAAGAAAAGAUAAUAAUUCUAGGUGAGUGGUGGAAAUCAGAUGUUGAAGCUGUGCUCAAUCAGGCUGAGAAUUCUGGUCUGCCACCGAAUAUAUCAGAUGCCCAUACCAUCAAUGGUCAUGCAGGACCAGUUCCCGGUUGCAUUUCUCAGGGUAUUUAUACUCUUCAUGUUGAAAGUGGCAAGACCUAUCUGCUGCGUAUCAUAAAUGCUGCUUUGAACGAUGAGUUAUUCUUCAAAAUUGCUGGGCACAAGCUAACAGUGGUUGAAGCAGAUGCAUCUUAUGUUAAGCCUUUUGAGACAGACAUAAUAUUUAUGAGCCCAGGCCAAACUACUAAUGUACUAUUAGCUGCUAACCAAGGUGUUGGCAAGUACUUAAUAGCGGUUACUCCUUUCAUGGACGCCCCUAUCGGCUUUGACAAUGUGACAUCAAUUGCUACACUUCGCUACAAAGGCACACCAUCUUAUCCUAUAACAAUACCAACCACUAUUCCUCCACUGAAUGCAACUCCACUAACAAGUGGUUUCAUUGAUUCCCUAAGAAGCCUUAAUUCUAAAGAAUACCCUGCAAGAGUUCCAUUAACCAUUGACCACUCUCUUUUCUUUGCCAUAACUGUUGGGAUUAAUCCAUGUGAUACAUGUCUCCAAGGCACCAAGCUUGUGUCUGCUAUUAAUAAUAUCACUUUUCUAUUGCCAACCAUAUCACUUCUUGAAGCACAUUACUACAACAUUAAGGGUGUUUUCACAGAUGAUUUCCCUGCAUACCCACCUAUAGUUUUUAAUUACACCGGUACUCAACCCACUAAUAUUCAGACAAAUAAUGGCACAAGACUUUACAGAUUGAAUUUCAAUUCAACUGUUCAAAUUGUUCUCCAAGGCACUGCCAUGAUAGCACCGGAAAACCACCCUUUUCAUUUGCAUGGUUACAAUUUCUUCGUGGUUGGGCAGGGGUUAGGGAAUUUUGAUCCAGUGAAGGAUCCGUUAAGCUUUAAUCUUGUUGACCCAGUUGAGAGAAACACAAUUGGGGUGCCAAAUGGUGGGUGGGCAGCAAUCAGAUUCAGGGCAGAUAACCCAGGUGUUUGGUUCUUUCAUUGCCACUUAGAAGUACACACCACAUGGGGACUUAAGAUGGCAUUCGUGGUAGACAACGGGAAAGGUCCCAAUGAGUCCACGCUUCCACCUCCCAACUACCUUCCAAAGUGCUAAAGUUUCUGAUGCAAAAGGAAUGAAAUUUGGAAUCUGAAAGAGAAAAUGAGAGUGUACAUUACACUGGAGAAGUGAUGUCAAGGCCUAAGGGAAAGGCAUCAAUUUGUUUGUGGCAGUAUGUGAAGUUGUAUUUGUAGCAUAAAUCAAUAAAAAUUUGCUGUAGUUACCAAUUCAGAGGUUCUUUCUCGUCAGGU